Schistocerca americana (American grasshopper) is the source of this 4813-nucleotide messenger RNA. Its product is annotated as longitudinals lacking protein, isoforms N/O/W/X/Y-like. The record is from RefSeq and is a predicted model, not a curated record. Gene Ontology annotation, molecular function: protein binding. NCBI's taxonomy places the organism in Eukaryota, Metazoa, Arthropoda, Insecta, Orthoptera, Acrididae. The coding region runs from base 518 to 1828 and encodes 436 amino acids. Gene Ontology annotation, cellular component: nucleus. The transcript has 2 exons. Gene Ontology annotation, biological process: regulation of transcription by RNA polymerase II.
UAUUCCUUUGGUUAUCGAGAAAUCAGCUCUCGAUUUCCUAAAUUUGUUGACUCUAUCCGUGUCGUCGACCUCUCGAUAGCUACCAGCGAAUCGCUGUAGAUCGUCGUCUGGUGCUGCCCCGCAGUGACAAAAACGGCAGUCGACUAAGCGCGUCUUAUAAAUGCAGAUUUCGGUUCAAUCUCUGACAAUGGAGACUGUUGUGCUGUAUCAGAAGUAAUACAAAACCAUCUUGAAUCCAUCUUUAUCGAAUUCAAAGUGUUAUUAAAGAAACCGUUCUAGUGUCAACAGACACAAAACCAAAGGAAUGACUGCAAUAUCUGGAAUCUCAAGAAGUUUGCAUGUCACAGAAUAUCUGUUAUGGAAAGCUGAUAUUCUGUGUAAUCUACAGGGCUCCAAGGACCUUUCCCAGAUUUAAUUACACGAGUGUGCAUCUCUUUUACUGGAUAAUCACACCUUAAUACUAAAAAUAUAGCUAAUUAAAUUCAGUACUUCGCAAAUUUUUAUCCACUUUGGCAGAAUGGAGCCUAGCACUGACUUUCAUUUUACCUGGGACAACCACCAGGCAACUUUAUUGACAGUUUUUGAUACUCUCUUGGCUAAUGAGAAACUAGCUGAUUGCACAGUCAGUGUUGAAGGAAAGUCCAUUAAGGCACACAAAGUAAUUCUUGCAGCCUGUAGUCCAUAUUUUGAACGGGUAUUUACUGAGAAUCAUGAGAAGCACCCCAUAAUUAUACUGCCAGACGUAAAGUUUCGGGUAAUGAAAGCUUUACUGGACUUCAUGUAUCAUGGGGAACUGAACAUACAACAAGAUGACCUCGGAAGUGUGCUGAGGCUCUCAGAGUCCUUCCAGUUGAGGGGGCUAUCAGGUAAUGUGUACAUUAGUGACAUGCACACCCAGAGAGAAGAUGGAGGAAGCCAGUUGCUUAUCUCUGCUGAAAAUCAGUCUUCACAACCUACUAUUUUGUCAGUGUUUACACUAUGUUCUCAGGAAACUAGUGAAAUGGAAAUGAUGAAUUCAUUUGAGGAGGAUCCCCGCCCUCAUUCCUCGCAGAAAAAUAGCUGUGUGGAAACAGGUUCAGUUAUAAGAGCGAGUUGCAAUCACAAGAAGUUGGCUGUAUAUUGUAGUUCCGAUCGAGGUACAGGUUCGGCCUCAUUAAAUGAAGAAAUUAAUAUUGGUGUCGAAACAUUUCAGAUUUCUGAUGCAGAAGAAACAUUACCUUUACUUGCCACUGAGACUGACGAAUCUGACUGUUGUGCAAUUUCUGCCCAUCCUACAAAUAGCCAGUUGCAAGGGUCUGUUAAGAGAGCUAGAAAUACUGAGAGAGUCACAAAAGAAGAUUCUCUGGUGACUCUUAACUCUGCACUAACUCCGGGAGUAGCGUUUGAUCAGGUUACGUGCAGUGAAGGAACUAUAGGUCAAGUGGCCCAUGAAACAAAAUUUGCAGACCAAGUUGGUAAACACUUGAGAAUAACAAGCGGUGUUACACUCAGUGGUGGUGCUGAUGGUAAUGGCAGUGCUAAUCAUAGUGAUGUACGUAUGACAGUCGACCGCACAGUUACAGAUGUUUCUGCCAGGAGAGGAAGAGCAGUAAAGCAUCAGCCAGUGCAGUCGCAGAAAAAGUGUAAGGGAAAGCGAUACACAAAAUUUAAAUGUUAUUCGUGUGGGAAGUCAUAUGUAAAUCGUAGUGGUCUGGUGAGGCAUUUCUUGUACGAAUGUGGAAAAGACCCUCAGUUUGAGUGUCCACGCUGCAAGCUGCGGUUUUUUCAGAAGAGAUCAUUUGAGGAGACAUAUGUUAACUCGCCGUUGUCGAAGCUAUCUGCAGGUUGAAGAUAAACAUGAAUGAAAGUAAAUGUUGAUCAGUGUACAGGUGAUAAGUUACAGUCACUAUAGCCCAUGACCUAAUGUCAAUUAAUAAUGACAGCUAGACUGUAGUCUCAAAUAUUAUUCGUUGAGGUAAUGAUGUUAUAUUCAAAGCAUAUUAGUGAUGUGUGGGGUAAGUUGUGACCAGUACAAGAAAUUCAGAAAAUUGAUAGCUCUCACAAACAUGAUAUUUGGUCAAGUAACUCUCGUAUUCCCAUUGUGUUGUUUAGGUAAUGUGCAUCGCCAUUUUAAGGGUAUUGUGCAGGUUAGGAUAACUUAGGGUACAGAUAGCGCACAUCCAGUACACUGCUGUGACAAGAAGGCAACUGCUCAGCUAACAUCAUGUAGUUGUUACAGUAUAAUGCAAGGCAUGUUAGUGUAUGCACUUUUUCGGAACAGUUCGCAAUGGACACCUACUUGUGAUGUGCCGGAAAAUUGUCAUUUCCAGAGACUGAUGUAUCAGGGAAGAGACUGAUCCUGCAGAUUUAUGUACUUUUCAAGUGAGUUCAGUUAUUGGUUGUCACUUCCGAAGCAUGGUCGAUUCAAGUCUGGACAUGUCCACAGUUGUUCUUUUCACUUCUCAUGUGUGCUAUUUUUGACCACUGGGAGCUCUGCCAUAUCCAAAUUCUGGUGGAGUGUGGAGACCUAUAUGUAAUAGAUUACUCAUCCCCUGCCAGUGAGUUGAUGGAUAUUGAUGAAAGGGCACAGUCAGACUGAAAAAUCAGUCUCAUUUCUUUUGUGUUGAGGUGCUACUUCAAACAUGUUUGAUUGCUUACACUGAUCUUGUCUGCUUAUAGAAAAUCAUUGAUAUAUUAUUCAAAACAGCCACAUAAUAUAAUAAAAUAGCAAAAAGUUUGUCAGUGCCAUGCACAGUCAUCUUACAAACCGAACUAUAGAGUCAUGAGUCGCAAAGGUACUUCAAGAUUUAAUUUGCCACUAUCUUUUCCUAGUUUCUAAAGUUUACAGUAGCUUUCCUAUGCACUCUGCAACAGUGGUUCUAUACCCAAGAAAGGUGUGCAUGAGGGCUCUGUGGAUUUUAGAAUGAGAGGGAGAGGUACCAGUAUACUUAGUUUGUGCGGCUCAUUGAGAUAGAUCAGUCAGCAAAGCAUUGCCUGUAAAAGGCAAAGAUCCGAAUUGCAUCCUGGCAUUGCCUACAGUGUUUAUGUAUUGGGAAGUUUUGUGUCCAUAAUUUAUUGUUGAGUUGCAGAAGAGAAGACAAGUGUCAGGCGAGAUGGGAAAUGAUAUGCAUAUUCAUCCAUGAAAUAUCUUUGCCGUCAGUUUGCAGAAGGUAUUAAUAGUGUCUGCCUUGAACCAAUAUAUUCUUUAUGCCAAUAUAUUGCUGUUUAUCAGACACUUUUGAAGUUUUGUAUCAAAAGGACAGUUCAUUUGAGAAAGCUGUAAAAUUAGGACAACAUAGAAUGACUGACCGGACAACAUAGAAUGACUGACCAGAACUCAUCCUCCUGUGCCAGAAUUCCAAGUACUGGUGGUAGACUUCUUUAGAAGUAGGAAACACUGUUCCCAGCUUUUUGGAACUGCCAGUUACUUCCUCAGUGAGGAAAGAGUGGUAGCUCUUGGGGAGGUUAGAAAGGAGGGGGCGGAUUUCUCAGACUCCGGAUUGAGAGGGCAAUGGGGAGAAAAAGGUCAUAGGUGAGCUGGCAGAAAGUAGGAGUUCGAGGAUGGUAUACUGGUGAGCACUGUGCCGACUUCAAUCCUGAGAUGAUGGAAGGAAGAAUGAGAAAUAAAGAUGGAUUAAGAGCAAGAGAAACAUGUAGUGAAUAGGAAGUUACAAACUAGGUACCAGGCCAUCUUUCCUAUGGUCCGAGUGAGAUGCUCUCAGUUUUGAAACUUCCUCAACCUAUUCUCCUUUCUCCUUGGACAAGGAAUAGACAGUUCCAAAUGGCAGGAAUAGUUUUUGCUACUAUUAAGUGUGUCUGUCAGUAGUACUUGGAAUUAUCCUUUCUGAAGAUAAGGAUUGGUCAGCCAUUUUGUAGCUUUUGAAACUUUGAAGAGUGUGUUGAAUUUGUUCAGUAGCAGAAAACCUACAGAUCUUCUCUGAUGAUAGUGAUGUGACAUAAAUGUCAGCUCACAUAAAACGAAAUAGAGCAGUGGCAAGUCAGUUGAUUGCUAUGGUUAUACACUUUGUUCUGUAUUCACCUGUUUUCUGUUUCCAGUAUGCAUUUCCCGAUUGCUGGUUGGAUGGUGGUGAAUAAAUGUCACCAUCCACUUCACCAUUAAUAACAUAAACUGAUUCAAAAUAUGCUUGUUAUGCCCCAUCAAAUAAAUACAUCUACAUGAUCAAUUAAGAAUAGUUUGUAAUUUAAAAAAUGCCUUCUAAAGUACAAGGUGCUUGAUAGAAAAUGAUCAUUUCUGUAAGACAUGUUCAUAAAAUGUUUGUAGGCAGUGAACUGACUCAGCUUGUAAAGUAUGUGCCUGGGAACUAGCAGGUGCAAGGAUCUUAAUUACAGCCAAAAUCUUUGAAGUUCAUUUGUUUAAAGUAUUAUUGUAGUUCCUUUGUUUAAAGUAUAAAAUAAGUUCCUGUUUUAACAUUGGAGAUUGUAUGUCAAAGUGUGUCACUGAAUAUCUUGUGUGUUGCAAAUAUGCCAUUUAAGUUCUUGUCUUAAGAGUGUGUCAUUGACGUUCCUGUGUGGUAUAGCUUGUGAACGGGUCAUUGAAGUUCCUAUAUAACAUUGUAGUUGGUAUAAUUGUGUGUUUGCUGUGUGUUAAGUGACAUAAAAAUAAGAGGCACCAGUGAGGAUGUAUUGUAAAAGUGUAGAAAAAUUGGGAUUCCUUUUUCCUGCUCUUCACUUAAUGCCAAUUCCCAGCAACAGCUUCACCAUGUCAAUAUUGGUGCUCUGAAAUCAUUAUAUGACUUGAUAGCUAUUAAAAUAAAUAUCAAUUUUGUUUUGUUUGUUUGUACCAAUUGCUACUGAAUGUAAUUAAAAUUUGUAU